AUGAAGAGAUUUAGACAGAAACAUGUGUGGUGUCUCAAUCCAUCUCCAGAUGUUCAGGUUCCUCCACCACAUGUUCAGUUUCCUCCUGCAGAUCAACCUCCAGAUGUUCAGGUUCCUCCUCCAGAUGUUCAGGUUCCUCCUCCAGAUGUUCAGAUUCCUCCUGUAGAUCAACCUCCCGAUGUUCAGGUUCCUCCUGUAGAUCAACCUCCAGAUGUUCAGAUUCCUCUUCCAGAUGUUCAGGUUCCUCCUGCAGAUCAACCUCCAGAUGUUCAGGUUCCUCCUCCAGAUGUUCAGAUUCCUCCUCCAGAUGUUCAGGUUCCUCCUCCAGAUGUUCAGAUUCCUCCUGUAGAUCAACCUCCCGAUGUUCAGGUUCCUCCUGUAGAUCAACCUCCAGAUGUUCAGGUUCCUCCUCCAGAUGUUCAGGUUCCUCCUCCAGAUGUUCAGAUUCCUCCUGUAGAUCAACCUCCAGAUGUUCAGAUUCCUCCUCCAGAUGUUCAGGUUCCUCCUGUAGAUCAACCUCCCGAUGUUCAGGUUCCUCCUGUAGAUCAACCUCCAGAUGUUCAGAUUCCUCUUCCAGAUGUUCAGGUUCCUCCUGCAGAUCAACCUCCAGAUGUUCAGGUUCCUCCUCCAGAUGUUCAGAUUCCUCCUCCAGAUGUUCAGGUUCCUCCUCCAGAUGUUCAGAUUCCUCCUGUAGAUCAACCUCCCGAUGUUCAGGUUCCUCCUGUAGAUCAACCUCCAGAUGUUCAGGUUCCUCCUCCAGAUGUUCAGGUUCCUCCUCCAGAUGUUCAGAUUCCUCCUGUAGAUCAACCUCCAGAUGUUCAGAUUCCUCCUCCAGAUGUUCAGGUUCCUCCUGCAGAUCAACCUCCAGAUGUUCAGGUUCCUCCUCCAGAUGUUCAGAUUCCUCCUCCAGAUGUUCAGGUUCCUCCUCCAGAUGUUCAGGUUCCUCCUCCAGAUGUUCAGAUUCCUCCUGUAGAUCAACCUCCCGAUGUUCAGGUUCCUCCUGUAGAUCAACCUCCAGAUGUUCAGGUUCCUCCUCCAGAUGUUCAGGUUCCUCCUCCAGAUGUUCAGAUUCCUCCUGUAGAUCAACCUCCCGAUGUUCAGGUUCCUCCUGUAGAUCAACCUCCAGAUGUUCAGAUUCCUCUUCCAGAUGUUCAGGUUCCUCCUGCAGAUCAACCUCCAGAUGUUCAGGUUCCUCCUCCAGAUGUUCAGAUUCCUCCUCCAGAUGUUCAGGUUCCUCCUGCAGAUCAACCUCCAGAUGUUCAGGAGCUUCUCAGGCUCCGCCCUCCUUCAGCUAACUGCUCCUGAUUGGACGAGACCAACAGAUUCCACUGCUGCUCAGACAUCAGGAGAUCCACCUUCAUGUUGGAGGGUUAAUGAAGAACAUCAAGAGAUCCUCCUUCAUGUUGGGGGAGUUACUGAAGAACAUCAGGAGAUCCACCUUCAUGUUGGAGGACAAACAAACUGAACCUACAAACCAAAGUGACUGAACAGGAAGUGAACGUUUAUUCAGCUAAAUGAUGAGGUGAGCAGCUCAAGUGGUUUGUUUUCUUUAAUUCUUUACAAAUGUUCUCAGACACAUCUGAAGGCCACACAAGGAACACUUGGAAACAGCAGAAGCUCUGCAGGAAACAUGAAUCCUGCAACAAUAAAUAAUUUCAGAUGCACAAACCAGCUUUAAUUUGUAAAACCAAAUCGACUUUCCCUCCGUUUGAGACUCUGAGCCCCAAAAACCUCAGAGGAGCGUCGAGACGUCGCAGAUCCAGAUUCACCGAGAAGAUACAAGCUGCUGCCGUAUAACACGGAUUCACAGGAGAACCAGUGGAAAUAGUGGAACCAGCUAGAACCAGUUGGAAACAGUGGAACCAGCUAGAACCGUUGGAACCAGUUGGAACCAGCUGGAACCAAGUGGAAUCAGUCAGAACCAGUGGAACCAGCUGGAACCAGUUAUGACAAACUGGAACCACCUGGAACCAGUUAGAACCACAUGAUGCCAGUUAGGACAAGCUGGAACUAGUUAUAACCAGCUGGAACCAGUUCUAGUGACCAAAUACCAGGAGGACUGAAGGACACACAGAGAUAGUGAGUUUUACAGUGAGUGUGUUGUACUCUGUUUUUUUUUUUUGUGUGUGUGUGUGUGUGUGUGUGUGUGUGUGUGUGUGUGUGUGUGUAUAUAAGGGUGUGUUGGUGGUGAACAGUCUAUGGAUGCAGGUUCUGAAGAUGACCACGGUUCUGCUGAGGACGUUCUACUUCUUCUCCUCCAGAGUCUUGUGCAGCUCGUCGGCAUCCUCGCUGGUCUUGACCCGGAUGAGCAGAGGAACCGGGCUGCUGGGGUUCUUGUCGUCCACCGGAGGGUUUGGAACACAGAC
Messenger RNA from Amphiprion ocellaris (clown anemonefish), 2366 nucleotides. RefSeq lists its product as uncharacterized. Bases 1 to 1305 code for a protein of 434 amino acids. NCBI's taxonomy places the organism in Eukaryota, Metazoa, Chordata, Actinopteri, Pomacentridae. The record is from RefSeq and is a predicted model, not a curated record. The transcript has 3 exons.